Messenger RNA from Ilyonectria robusta, 1617 nucleotides. RefSeq names its product MFS sugar transporter-like protein. The transcript is spliced from 5 exons. NCBI's taxonomy places the organism in Eukaryota, Fungi, Ascomycota, Sordariomycetes, Hypocreales, Nectriaceae. Bases 1 to 1617 code for a protein of 538 amino acids. Gene Ontology annotation, molecular function: carbohydrate:proton symporter activity. Gene Ontology annotation, biological process: transmembrane transport; carbohydrate transport. Gene Ontology annotation, cellular component: membrane. The record is from RefSeq and is a predicted model, not a curated record.
AUGGCCCGCGAGACUGUCCCCCAAUCGUCCCCUCGGCCAAUUGCGGUCGAAUUCGAAGAGCCCACGAUCCCUGCUCCUGCUGAAAAUGCUGAGUCGGGAUGGGCUUUCCUCAAGGUGCUGUGGAAGCACCGUAAGAUUCUGGCAUGUUGCACCUUUGCCAAUAUUGGCGCUGCCAUGUAUGGCUUUGACAACUUGACGUUGUCGCUGUGUCUGAGUAUGCAGCCUUUUGUUGAGGAAUUUGGUACCCUUGAGAAUGGCACAUAUGCCAUCCCCGCGUAUUGGCAGUCGCUCUGGAAUGCUCUAUCGCAGGUCGCUACCGCUUUGGGCUGUUACGCGGCUGGUCCCAUCUCUGAUCGAUUCGGCCGUCGGCUGGCGUUUCUGGCCGCUGCCAUCAUUUCCGCCGCUGGUGUUUCCGUCGUGUACACAUCAUCAAGUCCAGGGCAGUUCCUGGGCGGCAAGAUGGUCAACGCAUUGGGUCUGGGUCUAGCCAUUACAGCUGGACAAACAUAUGUGUCAGAGAUCACUCCGACCGCCAUUCGAGGUGUCGCCUUGUCGGCUUUCACCAUGAGCAUGAAUCUUGGCUAUAUGAUUGCAGCUUCCGUCGCCUUCACCCGCAUUAGCAUCCCCGACCAAAGUGGAUACAAACUCAUCUUUGCUGCGGAAUGGAUCUGGCCAGGGUUGCUACUGCUCGACCUCCCACUCAUCCCAGAGUCUCCUUACUACCUUGUUCGCAACGGUAAGAUGGAGUCUGCUGCACGAUCUUUGCGCAGAUUGCACGACUCGUCAGAUUCUAUCGGCCCCGUGUUGCAAGCAAUCAAGAGCAUCACCGACCACGAGUCGUACAUCAAGGAGAACGCAUCCUUCAGGGAGUGCUUCCGAGGCAUCAACUGGCGUCGGACGCGCAUUGUUCUUUACGCCAAUGGUCUCUCCCAGAUGAUCGGUGCAACUUUCAUGUCCAAUGCUCCUUACUUUAUGAUCGUCGCAGGAAUGUCUGCCACCAGCGGUGCGAUGCUGGUGGAACUAGGCAUUGGUCUUGCCAUCAUCUCCAGUGCUUUCUCGUUCUGGGCCAUGACAGUGUUUGGUCGCAGGACCAUGAUCCUCAGCGGAACAGUCUUUGCUGGUGCUCUGUUCUUGAUUAUGGGUAUUGCAAGUUCUAUCCCGAAUCAGUCGGCUACUUCUCUUUGGUGUGUUGGAAUCUCACUCCAGCUAGUUUGGCUAAGUAUCGGCCCAGCCAUCGGACCUGCAAUGGCUCUGGCUGGCGAAUUGUCAGCCGUCAAGCUUCGCGCUCAGACAUUGGCCAUUGGCUUCCUGUUUAACUACACAUUUAGCACGAUUUUCAAUGUCGUGGUCCCGUACAUGUUCAAUACAGAUGCGGGCAACCUAGGAGGAAAGAUGAGCUGGAUCUUUUUUGGAACUUCCGUUAUUGCCGUCGCCAUUAUCUGGUUUGAGUUUCCAGAGACCAAGGGCCUGUCAUUUGCUCAGAUUGAAGAUCGGUUCGAGAUGAGAGUCAAGGCGAGACAAUUUACAAAGUAUCACAGCGAAGUGGAUACUACGGAUGUUAUCAAAGUUUCUGAUGAACAGAUCGAAUAUCUUGAUGGCAAGGAUGUGGAAAAGUGA